Paramecium pentaurelia is the source of this 507-nucleotide messenger RNA. NCBI's taxonomy places the organism in Eukaryota, Ciliophora, Oligohymenophorea, Peniculida, Parameciidae. The record is from the annotation of a GenBank genome assembly.
AUGGGUGUGGAUAAUCUUCAAUAUGGUUUGGGUACAAGUAAGAUAGCUGGUUGUGAAAGAUUUGUUUUUAAUAUCGCCUAUAGAAUAAUUCCUGUCUAUGUUGAUGCCACUCUUUGGUAAUUUUAUAGUAAUUAUUUUACAAUUAAUGCAUAAAAAGUAGGAUCCUAACAACAUGUGAUAGAAAUUCAAAUCAUGCAAUUCUUGUUGUUGGUGUUUCAUCUGAUGGAGUUUGGAAGAUCAGAAUCUCAUGGGGAGCUGUUUGGGGUUCAGCUGGCCACAUUAUACUUUUAUAAGGUGAUACUUGUGGCAUUUGUGUUUUGCCAUAAUAAGUUUACUUUCGAUAAAAAUUUAAUAAUUUUCUAUAAACGCAUCUGUUUUGUUAAUUUGAUUGACUCCAGAUCUGCUUAAGAAAAAUAAAUGAAUAUUAGAAAAAGCCAGCUAAAUUAUUUGUUGGUGCUAUUAAGUGAAGAAAAUAAAUUUUUGACAUUAUUAUAGCUUUAAUCUUGA